Messenger RNA from Populus euphratica (Euphrates poplar), 3087 nucleotides. RefSeq lists its product as uncharacterized. Lineage: Eukaryota; Viridiplantae; Streptophyta; Magnoliopsida; Malpighiales; Salicaceae. The transcript has 10 exons. Bases 731 to 2842 code for a protein of 703 amino acids. The record is from RefSeq and is a predicted model, not a curated record.
AAUUUUGUGAUUUUUUCCCUGAAUUUUUAGCUUUUUAGUUUUCUUUUCUUUUUUUCGGGAAUUCAUAUGGUUUGGUAAGAGAAGUGUUUGAUCUUAUAAGGAUUUGGGUUCAGAAUUUGGUAUUUUGUGGUUUUUUAUGUGAAAAUUUUAAUUUGCUAAUGCAAAGUGAAUGUUCUUUUCUUGUGCUUUGAUUUCAGGUUUUUUUUUUUAGUAUUUUUGUGCUUUGUUGGUGCCUUCUUUAUGGUAUAUAAAGAUAAAGUUUUGAUUUUUGUUAAUUUCUGUAAUGAAAGUUGCUUGCUUUCAAGGUAGAGGUUGUUGAAUUUAGAAAAUCACUAAAAAUCGCCAUCUGGGCUUCUGAUUUUGUUACUUUUCUGUUCUUAUACCACAUGAUCGAAAAUCUGAGCUACUGUUAUGGUUUUAUUUGGUAUUUCUUUUAAGGAGAAUGAAAUUAAGGUUCAUGGUUUGGUCUUUAAAAGCAGGUAGCUUUUUAGUGCCAUGCAAUUAAGGGGUUGAUACUAUGAUGUUAUUAAGUUUCUGGUGUUUAGUAUCUUUACAACAUGUUGAUGCUAUAUGAUCAAGAAAGAUGUUGAUGUGGGGAUAGCUUUGUAGCUUCCAUCUCUAUUAUAUGUAGGCUCUUUCCUUGUCGUGAUGAAUCUUAGGAGGCUGAAGUUUUUGUUGCAUUGUUUUCUUUGUGCCUUUUGUGAGGAUUUAAAGGGCGAGUUGUGCUCCAAUGGCUUCAAAAGCCUUGGAUGUGGCAGAUGCAUGUCCAACUGAGGAUUUUAUUGCUGCAUUAUUAGAAUACCUGGUUGAUCCAAAACUACAAGGAAAAUCUUCUGCUAAGGGAGAUAUAUCACAAAUUGCCCAGGAAUCAAUCGCAAAACAGGUCCAUGCAGUUGUUUUACUGUACAACUACUACCACAGGAAACAAUAUCCACAGCUUGAGUUUUUAUGUUUUGAGAACUUCUGCAAGCUAGCUGUGGUUAUCAAACCUGCUUUAAUGGCACAUAUAAGACUCUUACAAAGAUCAAAUGACACUGAGCCUCAACCAUUUCCAUUGAUGGAGGAAAGUAUUAUGGAGGCAUGUAGCAUAUCUAUGAGCCUAGAUGCAUCAGAAGAUGAUCUAAACAUUGAUGGAUGGCCAAUUUCCAAGGUUGCAGUUUUUUUAGUAGACUUCAGGAAGGAGAAUUGCUUUUUGCAGUUUGGCUCCAUCACUGAGGGGGUCUGGUCAGUGAUUGAGAAAGAUGUGGAUGCGUCUAAUAACAGUUUGGAGGGUACCAUGGAUUCUGAUCAUGUAAACAAAAAGAAACGAAUUAUUAAAAAACCCUUGAAAGGUAAAUCGAGCAGCAAUGAAGGGUGCUUUCAGCAAUUUGCAUUUUCAGCUGUCAAGGAAGCAACAGGUAUUGAUCAAAGCGACCUUGUGGUUUUGGAAAGCCAUGUCACGUAUUCUACAAGUAAAGAAAAGACGGCUGCUUAUUUUUAUAUAAUGCAACUCACCAAAGCAGACAACAUCAUUGCUCUUCAAAUCCCGAUUAAGAAUACUAUCAAUAGCUUGCAGGGCCCUCUGGCCAUAAAGAGUUCAAGUUGGUGGACGCAUACCUCAGUUGUUGAAUACUUUCUUUUGCUUCCUUAUGCUGAGUUUCUGUCAGACUGGCUUUUGAGAGAAGGGCUUUCUGAUGGUGUGCAAGUCCCAAGAGUGGGAUUGGAAACCAUGAAUGUAAGCAGCUCUGAUAGGACUGAAAGACCUUGUGAAGCAGAAGUCUCAGAAAGAUUUCAUAAUCACGUAAAUGAUAGUGCCACAGAGCUUCUCGGCAGCGAGACCAUUACCCAAUCUUUGAAGCACAAUGACAAUAAUGGAUGUCUUGGCAGUGAGAUGAAUUCAUCAAAGCAGAAUGUCAAUGAUAGAUGUUGCAUGGUUGAUUUGUCUGGUGAUUGUGAUAGGCCUCAGAAGAUGGAUGUGGAUGAAUCUUAUGCGGCUAAUACCCAAAAUAAAUACAAAAGAAGAAAUUUUUCUGGCAAAGACCAGCCUCAAAAUUGCCAGAAGAAGACAAUUACUGCAGACAAGUGUUCAGAGGGCCUGGCAAGUAAGAAGAUGGAAACUGUGGAGAAGUGUUCAAAGGGCUCUGCAAGUGGUGAUAAGGUUAAGGUUGACAUGGUUGACCGGACAACAAUUCCGAAAAUUACUGGAUGCAUGGGUGUGGUUGUUGCCGAUGGAAACAAAAACUGCAACAAUAUUGUUUCUGAUCAAGAUAGGAUGCCUGUAACUGAUAAUGCUGUGGUUACUUGUCAAUCCAACUCCGAAAAUCUUGACAAAUUACGCACCAUCUUAGCUUCAAAGGAACUUUCAGAUGCUGCAUUGACAGUUGUUUUAAGCAAAAGGGAUAGAUUGUCUCUUCAGCAACGAGACAUUGAAGAUCAGAUUGCUCAGUGUGAUAAAGACAUUGAGACUAUUUUGAAGGGUGGUGAAGAGAAUUUGUCCCUGAAGAUAGAAUCCCUUAUAGAAGGUUGUAAUCUCGUAUCCCUGAGAAGUGUUUCUCGGGAAAGGACUUACGAGGACCAAUGCUCAUCUCCAUCUGUCCAGAGGAAGGGAUUGCCAGACACUAUGCCCAAUAUGAAAAACUCGUGCCAGGACUUGGAUGAUGUAUGUUACGAGAACAAAUGGAUUUUACCAACUUAUCAUGUGUCAGUUCUAGAUGGUGGAUUCCAAGCUGAUGUGACCGUGAAAGGAAAAGGUUUUGAGUGUACGAGCACAGGUGGCCUGAGUCCUUGCCCGCGUGAAGCGAGGAAAUCGGCUGCAAAACAGAUGUUGGCUGAACUGCAAGACAUGCCAAACAUCUCCUGGUAGCUCAAUAAUUUUACCAUCUAGUAGGCAAGCAAAUGCAUUUAGGCUUUGAGAAAGCCCUCCUGAGCUGCUUCUGUCCCGGGGCAAUUAGAUGGCCGGUAGCUUUUGCUAAUUUUGUGCUCCUCAUAGCCUGAACUUCUGGGGCCACUUAGAGAACUCCCAGAACUGAACUGGCUAAACCAUAGUUAAUGAAACUAAAGCAUCAUAUUUUGAGGGUUCUCUUGAUCCACAUGGUAAGUUGCAUUCAA